ACAAAUUGGAACGAGGUGACUAUUUAACAUAUCCUUGGUAACCAAGCAAGAGAAUUUUGUCGGACUAUUUGUGCAUAGUACCAAAGGGCCACUUUAAGUUCCGGUCCUCCGUGUCCGUGAAGCCGCCAGAAUCGCCGUCUGGAUUCAAGAGAAGAAAAAUCAGAUUAUAAGAGAGGUUCUAAAGGCAUGCCUCUCCUUGUAAGUGCUCAAGGCAAGAUGGAAAAUAUGCUGUAUGCGGAGGAGCUUGUCAGGGAAUUUCUAGUAUUCAGAGGCUUUACAAACACUCUGCAGGCUUUUGUCAAAGAGUUGGGAACUGAUAUUGGCAAAGGAUUUCAAGUUGAUAAGAUAUUAGAUUUAAUUUUCUCCAUCUACGUGCCCAAAUUCCAAGCUGAAAACCUGAUUGAACUCCUUCGCUUUUUCAAGCAGUGCUUUUCUUCUCAUGAGACAGAACUUAUUUCUACCAUAUCAGACUUAGAUGUCUGUAUUAUACGGUAUUAUAUCAUUCAUGCCAUACAAGCUGGCAGAAAGGACAAAGUGAUAGAGUUGUUUGACAUACAUGGGUGUGAAUUGCUGCAAAAAAACCCAGUGUGGGCAUCAUGGUUUGCAAUUCCAUAUAUUAAAACUCCUCAAUCCGAACCCCAGUUCCGGGUAUACUUUUCUAAGGAGUGGUCCAAUGCGUUGCAUCUAUCUCUUCGAAAUUUUCUGAGCAAGAUGUUUAAUGGCACUCGUAUCCCUGCGUUAAUGAAGAUCAGUUCUGAAAGCAACAUGGUGAGUCGCCUCAAAGGAGACAUCAAGCAACUUAAUUUCAAACUUGCGCAACUUCAAGUAUUGUUGGAGGAGAAAGAGACUCAACAUCAGUUAAGGAGUAAUGCCUUGUUAGCGACGCAAGUCACUGUAGGGACUAACAGCUCAUCAAAUCCUCUUGCUGGUUCCGGGGAACCCACAGUUUUCGGACCUGCAGCAUCUCAUGAUAUUUGUGUCUAUCCAACUCCACAAGCGGGUGAAAGAGAACCUAAACACAUUGAUGAUAUCAGGCCUGAUGAUACUCACGUUUCAACUUCUAAAAUUAGUUGUCACAGUAGUCAGAGUGAGAGAAACACUGGAAAUGAAGCGCAGAGAGAAGAAGAAUUCCCUGAAGUGAGAGUAGACUUCCAGGAGACAUUCUUAGGCCACACAAGUCCAAUAAGUCGUUGCCGUUUUUCUGCUACUGGGGACAAUGUUGCUAGUGCUUCUGUGGAUGGGACAGUUAGGAUAUGGACAUAUGACUCAUCAGCACCAGCAUCAAGAAAUGCAACUAUCUAUUGUGGGGCAGAGAUCAUGUCACUUGAGUGGGAGUGCAAAUCUGACCGUUUGCUUCUCAUAGGCACAGCUGAUGGAGGAAUCAAAGCAUGGAAUGUCGAUGCUAAGCGUGUUGUUUGUGAUCUUAGCUGCACAGAAGCAUUCCCAAGCGUGUUGGAUUUAAAAUGCAGCCCUGUGGAGCCAAUUUUUGUGUCUGCUGCAGCAUCGAGAGGGCCUGGUUCGAGUGACAUUGGUAAAUUGGGCUGUGCUUCUUUAACUGUCUGGAACAUGAGGACGUGGAAAGCCAUGACAGUCCUUCCUCUUGGUGAAGAUCCACCUCCAAUUACUUCAGUAUGCUUCAAUCACAAUGGAAAACUUUUAGCAGCUGCAGCUACUGAUGGAAUGAUACACAUGUUUGAUAUGUCUGCUGGCUUGCAAAUUAUUGGAUGGCCAGCACAUGAUUCGGCAAUUAGUUCUGUUUUGUUUGGUUCUGAUGAGACAAGCAUUUUCACUUUGGGUAUGGAUGGAAAGAUAUUUGAGUGGAGUUUGCAGAAUCAAGGCAAAGUACUUUGGUCAACAGAUUGCAGCAGAUUCUAUAACCUUCAGAGUCUGUCACACUAUAAGCAUGAAAUGGCUCUCGAUGCUGAUGGAAGAAAACUUCUUGUGACAUCCAACUCCCUGAGGGCGCCUAUAUACCAGGUCCGAGGUCAUCCAUAUGGGAUGAGAACUCUUCCUCACAGUGCAUCUAUAACAACAGUAGACUGGCAUCCGACAUCACCCGUCUUCUUGACUGGAUCUGCAGAUCACUCUGUUCGGGUUACAUCUAUGGCAUGACGACUAAAGUAGUUGAAUUGAAAAUGUAAUAUUUAUUCGGUUAUCCAGUAUCUAGGUGGACCUUGAAAGCUCUGUCCAUUUUAAAGUUUGAUUACAGCCAUUAGGCAAAGGGAUCAUCAAAAGCAGAGAACAGAAUAUAAAGGUGGUAGCUCGGUCUACAUGAGGCUUACGGAAAUAUUAAUGAAAAAAAAAAGGACAGAGAAGAAGAGAGGUCGUGCUUCAUGGACUCUUUGGGUACCUUAGAUUGUACGAUAAUGGAACAAUUGGUUUUGCUUAAUGCAAUCAGCAUCUGAACCUCAAUCCGAUACAUCGAGAAGGGAUAAGCGUCGAAUAAUUGAAUACAUUGAUAAUGGUUGCUUGAUGUACUUGGUGUUCUUAUAUCAUAGCCAGUGUUUUGAUUGUUCUACAAGAAA
Messenger RNA from Lycium barbarum (goji berry), 2525 nucleotides. RefSeq lists its product as uncharacterized. The transcript is spliced from 16 exons. The record is from RefSeq and is a predicted model, not a curated record. Lineage: Eukaryota; Viridiplantae; Streptophyta; Magnoliopsida; Solanales; Solanaceae. Gene Ontology annotation, molecular function: protein binding. The coding region runs from base 187 to 2112 and encodes 641 amino acids.